This is a messenger RNA of Acanthamoeba castellanii str. Neff, 861 nucleotides long. Its product is annotated as MyTH4 domain containing protein. Lineage: Eukaryota; Discosea; Longamoebia; Acanthamoebidae. The record is from RefSeq and is a predicted model, not a curated record. Gene Ontology annotation, cellular component: cytoskeleton. The transcript is spliced from 8 exons. Bases 1 to 861 code for a protein of 286 amino acids.
AUGUCGCUCAACCCACAGAACGAACUCUCGGACCCGAUCGCCAACCAUCUGCUGUGCCACCAGGCAAUCGCUCUCGUGAACUCGGGCAAGCACCCCGUCACCGAAGGCGAGGCGGCGUACCUGUCGGCGCUGCAGUACUUCAUCCAGGUGUCGCGCACGGUCAAGGACCGAGGCCGCGCAUCGAUGGCGACUAAGAACAACGAGUUCAUGCAGGCCGUCCGUUUCCUGCCCCCGUUCGCCCUACAAAUGUACCGCAAGCACCUCCCGCGCGCACAGACCGAGUGGUUGUUGGCGAUCUUCAACGAGUUCGAGGAUCUGGACAAGAACAUGUCCGUGCAGGUGGCCGAGGAGCUCUACCUCGCCACCGUCAGGAGGUGGAAGUACUACGGCUCCACCAUCUUCUUCUGCGAGAACAAGCAAUACCCGGGCACGAAUGCGAUUGGCGUCAGUCGCGAAGAGUUGAUGACCAAGAUCUGUCAGCCCGGCAUCGACAGGCCCAACAUUAGGGAGGAGAUCUUCUGCCAGAUGCUCCGGCAGACCAACAAGAACCCCAAGCCGGCGAGCCAAGUGAAGGGACUGGAGCUGAUCUCGAUUUGCUGCGGUCUGUUCAACCCUUCGCGCGCGCUCGGCCCCUACCUGCUCGACUUCCUGCACCUGCACACCAAGCUCACGCCGGACGACUGCAAGAACGAGAAGGUCGCACAGGACUUGUCGCGCCUGGCAGCCUCGGGCGUGGGCCGGCUCGAUCGUCUGCGAGCCGCCGGCGCGCGCCACUUUGCGCCCUCGCAGGUCGAGUUCGCGGCCAUUCGGGUAACGCUCCACAUCGCAGACGGCGACGCUCGAACCACUGAACUGAACUGA